Haliotis rufescens (red abalone) is the source of this 2036-nucleotide messenger RNA. RefSeq lists its product as uncharacterized. The transcript has 5 exons. NCBI's taxonomy places the organism in Eukaryota, Metazoa, Mollusca, Gastropoda, Lepetellida, Haliotidae. The coding region runs from base 92 to 1219 and encodes 375 amino acids. The record is from RefSeq and is a predicted model, not a curated record.
GUCUAACUAUUUUCAUUUGUUAUCAUGACCAUAGCGUACAUGCGUAUUGUCAGAUAGACAGCACCACGACAUAUACGUGUAUGCGCUCACGAUGAGUGGUGCCACCCAACGAGGAAAGAAGAGAAAGCUUGAGGAUGUUGCUGAAACCCCACAAGAUCAAAAUCAAAAGCGUCGUACCUCCAUGGACAAUGGACAUAGCACAAAUGAUGAAGAACCUAUCGCUAUUGCUGGCCUCCCAUACACUGACAUUAAGUACACCUCAGUAUCAGCAUUUCCACCGACUGUGAAGGAAAGGGGAAACUCACUGGAGGAGAUUUUUGAAUCAGUACCCUCAGAAGGAAUAUUCCCGUCAGAAAUGUUUAACACAUUUGAAGCAGAAGAGAAGAACACGAACCUCACGUCACGUCUGAGAGACUUCAUCGGAAAAGCAGGUAUCGCACUUGUCGGCAGAUCAAUGGCUGCAACAUGCAACUUGAAGAACACUGAAGCUCGUCCUGAUAGUGUUAUCUAUGAUGCUCUGUUGAUCUCACAAUCCCUUCCCCCAACAUUGCUCACCUUUAUAGAGGCCAAAGAAGAUGCUGAAGUGGAUAUCGCCAGUGUCUCUACUGCUGAGGGAAUAGACGACGAGGAGGAAAGAAAGUACAACAAAUCCGUAGCCAAGGCAAUGAUGCAUGCAUGUUAUUUCACUGAUGAACACUUUGAUGUGAUCUACGGAAUUAUCAAGUCUGAAGAUAAUGAGACAACAGAAACAUUUAACAGGAGACUGUCAAAUAUAAAAGAAGAAACAUCAAAAUAUAGUAUUGGUAGUAAUCUGUUGAUGUCUCAAGAACGAUGUCUGAAAAUCCACAAGGCCUUCAUCAUGAUGUCUGCCCUAUCUGACAUUCGUUUAGUGCCAGCUGUUGAAGAGGACGUUGGCAAGGCAUCCCACUAUGUUGUGCCUGUGGAUAUGUACCGUAAACUGAUGCUUCAUCUUGAUUCAACUCAUCACAGGACCACUGUAUCUCACAGUGAUGAGAGCUUUCAUUUACUGCUGAAUGAACGAUUCUCUAAAACAGGAAAAAAUAUGGUGGACGCAAUGAAAAGCGAUCAACAUGAGAUAAAAACACAGAGCCAUCGUCCUCUGCAACUCAGCGAUGGCUCAUCAAACAAAAUCAAAGGUGAAUGCACAAAGCACAAGGCAUUACAACUCCUAGAAAACAAUGGGGUUUGGCUAAAAUAGAUCAUCAUGUCAUCAUGGUUACUAUGCCACACAAGAUGCUGGUUUGGGUCAUGACAGUAGAGCCAGAACUGGUGAAAUGCAAAACUGAUUUAUUUGUUUUCACAAAUCGACAAUUGACAUUCUCGGCUUCCUAUUGUUUGGACUUUUAAAACUAUUCCAGAUUCGUCAAAUGUGCUAGUCCAAGUUCCAAGGUGUGUGUUUUCCUCACUGGAUGGUGAUCUCAUUGUUAGUCUCCCUGGUAGGCAAGAGUAUAUUUCAGCACAGAGAAGAGGUGCAGUGUCCCCGAGGUGUGGCAUUGAAUUCAAAGGGACACAUUGUCUUUGCGGAUUUUUCGCUGAACAAAUUUACAAAUAUUGGCAAUGAUGGUGCCUACCAUGAAAUUGUGUUGACUAGAGAUGGUAUUCAUGGAUCAGUUGGUCUGUGCUUUGAUUGGUAUGACUCAUUAUUUGUUUAUAUGGAGACCAAAGUGAUUGCUGUGUUUGAAACUGUUUAUGAGUGUUGAUGGCGUAUAUAAUGAAAACAGAAUUAUGGGGUCUAUUUUCUAACAAGGGAGGACGAAUGUGUCCCAGUACCCAAUGCUUGUAUGAGCAUGUAUGAGCCGACUAUAGAGAACCGAGUGGUCAUAUUCCGUGACUUGCUUGAUUGCUCGUCGUCAUACACUGAAGGCCUGGAAUAUUGCUGAAUGCAGCAUUAAAACAAACAAACAAACAUCUCCAAACAAAAAAUAUUUGUGCUGAGUUGAUCCUCUGGAUCAAAGUUAUCUCAAGUCCUUGUAUAGCUCUCUUGCAUAAGAAUUUGGUGUGAACAAACAACAAAU